AUGGACCGUUGGAGCAUAGCAGAUCUUGAUGGCGUCAAAAUGAUAUAUGGUGCUGGUUCUCAGUUCCACAAGUCAGACUGGUACUCCGUCCUCAAAGGUCGCCGCACCUUUGACCCAUUUGCCGAACAAGAUCCUCACGUCCACGCCGCCCAAAAGAAACUAGUCAUUCGUCCUUACGCCAUGGAGACACUCAAGGAUCUCGAGCCAUAUGUCGACUCGACAAUCUACCAUUUCAUCACCCGCAUGCGCGAAAAGAUGACAUCGCAAAUCGACCUCGGCAAAUGGUUCCAAUUGUUUGCUUUCGAUGUCAUUGGCGAAAUCACAUUUUCUAAGCGCUUCGGAUUCAUGGAUACUGAACAUGACGAUGGGAGUCUGAAGUCUGUGGAGAGUACUUUGGCUUCUGCGUCUUGGUUGGGUCAUGUGCCGUGGGUGUUUUGGACCCAUGAUUACCUGAAGCCGUACAUCGGGAAUUGGCUAGGCGUCACCAACCGCACGGGCAGUCUUAUGCAACGCGCGCUCAAAGAAGUGGAAGAAAGAAAAGUACGCGGCACUGACCGCAACGAUAUUCUCGAGAAGUUCUUCCGUCUGCAGAGGGAGAAGCCGGAUCAAGUUACUGAUAUGGCUGUUAUCAGUAUGGCUGCGGCUAACAUUACCGCUGGCUCUGACACCACGGCGAUAUCGUUGCGCAGCAUCAUCUAUCAUCUCUUGCAGAACCCCCAGCAUCUUGCGACUCUGCGCGAGGAACUCGAACAAGCANAAAGGGAACACAGAUUAAGCGAUCCAGUGACCAUGGAAGAAGCAGACCGCCUCCCCUUCCUCCAAGCCACCAUCCUCGAAGGCCUCCGCGUCCACCCGGCCAUCGGAGGUCUCUUGCCCCGUCGCGUUCCCCACGGCGGCUGCAUAAUCGCCAAUCGCUAUAUCCCCGCUGACCAUGUCGUUGGCGCAUCUGCUUGGGUCAUUAACCGCAAUACCACAGUCUUUGGCCACGAUGCUGUAGACUUUAACCCGCAUCGCUGGAUCAAAGGCAACAAGGCCGAAAUGCAGCGAUAUUUCCUCACGUUCGGCGGCGCCUCUCGCAUGUGUUUUGGCAAGAACAUCGCGUUUAUGGAGAUGACCAAGAUGGUGCCGACGUUUUUGAGACAUUUCGAUGUUGAGUUGACGGAUCCGCAGAGGCCGUUGACAGAGAAGAAUNUUGUAAGUGUCUGUCCCAUCAUCCUGCUUCCAAGGAAGAUGCAAUAUGUGGCGAAGAGAGAAUUCUUGCUGACCUGUUUUCGAUACAGCUUUUUCGUUAUCCAGGAGGGACUAGUCGUCAACCUCAAACCUAGAGAUGGGAAAUCAGAAGAACAACAGGCUAAUGGAGGUGCUGAGCAGGAGAGUAAUGGAUACUAG
Aureobasidium uvarum is the source of this 1389-nucleotide messenger RNA. Lineage: Eukaryota; Fungi; Ascomycota; Dothideomycetes; Dothideales; Saccotheciaceae. The record is from the annotation of a GenBank genome assembly.